Rotaria sp. Silwood1 is the source of this 1758-nucleotide messenger RNA. The record is from the annotation of a GenBank genome assembly. Lineage: Eukaryota; Metazoa; Rotifera; Eurotatoria; Philodinida; Philodinidae.
AUGGAAAAAAAAGAAGAUGAAGAUGAUAUUGAUGAUGCAAAUAUUGAAUACAAUCAAGAUAAAAAUGAAUUUCUCAUUUAUGAAAUAGGAAAUACUGAAGGUGAUAUUUUUGUUGAAAUGGGAAUAAAUACUCGAACUGAAAAAGUCGAACACUUUAAUGUUCCCAAAAUAAUACCAGACACAGAAUAUCAACAAAUGAUGAGAAAUCUUAAUAGUAAUCAAAGGAAAUAUACUCUAAACGUAAUGAAUUUGAUUAAAAAUGGUGAAAAUCAAUUUUUUCAUUUCAUCAAUGGAGGCGCAGGUGUUGGCAAAAGCACUCUAAUCAAAGCAGUGUAUCAAUCAAUACUAAGAUUUUAUAAUUCACUUCCGGGAUAUUAUCCAGAUAGUAUUCGGGCUGCACUAUGUGCACCAACUGGCAAAGCAGCAGCAUUAAUUGAUGGAAUGACUUUGCAUUCAUUUUUAAGUUUACCAGUAAAUCAAUGCAAACAUAAGCUUGUUCAACUAAAUAGCGAUGUUUCGAAUAGAAUUGGAGUCAAAUUAAAAGACUUACAAUUAUUAAUAAUAGACGAAAUAUCAAUGGUUGGUUUUACAAUGUUUCAACAAGUCGAUGCACGUUUGCAGCAAAUAAUGAGAACAAAGAAACCAUUUGGUGGAAUAUCAGUCAUAGUUUUAGGCGAUUUCAAUCAAUUAAGACCAGUUGGUGAUAAAUACAUAUUUCAGUUUAAUAAUUCAUAUAAUGCUUUAGUAGAUAGUCCAUUAUGGUCAUUAUUUGAAUUGUUUGAAUUAACAGAAAUUAUGAGACAAAGGGAUGAUAAGACUUUUGCCAUUGCAUUAAGUAAUAUAGCUAAAGGAACAAUGACAGAUGAAGAUAUUCAUCUGUUAAAGUCACGAAUUCUUUCAACUGAGAAUUUGGAAACGAUUGAAGAUGCCAUAAGGAUAUUCAGAAGCAAUGCUGAAGUUGAUGCAUACAAUACAAAAGUAUUGGCUAAUCUUAAUACUGAAGGUGCAACUGCCAAUGCAUAUGACUUUUGUAUUGGUGAUGGACUUGCAUCAUUAAAAGAAAAAGUGUUGAACAACGUAAAGAAUCUCAAAACAACUGAAACUUAUGGCUUACCACUUAAAAUCGAUUUGAAAGUGGGCGCUAAGUAUAUGUUGACAGUCAAUUCUGAUACUGAAGAUGGAUUAGUCAAUGGUGCUUGUGGAAAAUUAGUAAUGAUUGAUUACGGAAAACUUCAAAAAACUAAUGAAACAGUACCAUGUAGAAUAUGGAUUAAAUUCAAUGAAGAAAAAACUGGAAGAAAAGCUAGAGUCAAUUUUCACAAUGUAAUGCGUAAUAGAAAUAUUGAUUCUAGUCUUACACCAAUCGAACCAGUAAUACGUCAAAUAAAUACGAAGUCAACAAACUUCAAAGUAGAACGGAAGCAGUUUCCAAUAGUACCUUGUGAAGCUAUGACCAUAUACAAAAGUCAAGGCGGUACUUACGAAAAGGUUGUUGUCAAUUUGAAGAAGGGAAUGACAAGAUCUGAAUUAUAUGUUGCUUGUAGUCGUGCAAUAAAAGCAAGUGGUUUAUACUUAAUUGGAGGCUUCGUUCCACCGAAACCACCUGAACGUAAUGAUGCAGUGACGUUGAUGUUCAAAACUAUGAGAUCCGAGCGAAUGCUGAAAUUUUCGCUUGCAUUUCCUGAAGAAUCUGAAGAGAAAAAAUUUUCCAUUAUCUUUCAUAAUGUACAAUCAUUGAAUAAGCAUAUUUCAGAUGUU